Molecule: messenger RNA, 2469 nt
Organism: Ipomoea nil (Japanese morning glory)
Lineage: Eukaryota; Viridiplantae; Streptophyta; Magnoliopsida; Solanales; Convolvulaceae
Exons: 1
Coding region: 1-2469 (822 amino acids)
Molecular function (GO): nucleic acid binding; RNA-DNA hybrid ribonuclease activity
Source: RefSeq, a predicted model, not a curated record
AUGGCGAAUAGGAUGAAGCCACUGAUGGGAGGAAUAAUCUCAGAGUCCCAGAGUGCGUUUAUCCCGGGGCGUUUGAUUACAGAUAAUAUCUUGGUAGCAGCAGAAGUGGGGCACUAUUUAAAUAGGAAACAAUGUGGCCGUGCAGGGUGGAGUGCACUAAAACUGGAUAUGUCAAAAGCUUAUGACAGAAUGGAAUGGCUUUUCUUGAGGAGGAUGAUGACUGUUAUGGGUUUUGAUGAUAAGUGGAUCCGGCUUAUUAUGCUGUGUGUUACCACAGUUAGGUAUUCGGUCAUGAUAAAUGGAGAUGUAGGGGGAUGUGUAACCCCAACUCGCGGACUCAGGCAGGGAGAUCCUCUUUCUCCCUAUUUAUUUAUUAUUUGUGCGGAGGGGCUUUCAAUGCUAUUACAGAAGGCACAUAUGGAUGGGGCUAUACAUGGGUGUAGGGUGGCUAGAGGGGCACCACCGGUCUCACAUUUGUUUUUUGCAAAUGACAGCCUGUUGUUUUUCAAAGCUAAUAUUCAGGAAGCAGCUGUUAUUAAACAAUGCCUGAUUAGAUAUGAGAAAUUGUCUGGCCAAGUGGUGAAUUAUAAUAAAUCAAGUAUUUGCCUUAGCAGGAAUACCCAGAUGCCGCAGAGAGAACAGGUGGCGUGGUGUUUGGGAGUGGAGCUAGCAUCCAGUUUUGGAAAAUAUCUUGGGCUUCCUUCCUUUAUAGGAAGAAAUAAAAGGGCUGUAUUUGCAUAUGUAGAAGAUAAAAUCAGGCAGAAAAUUGGUUCAUGGAAUAAAAAAAUGCUCUCACGGGCUGGGAAGGAGGUGCUCUUGAAAAGUGUGGCUCAGUCUAUGCCUACAUUCUCCAUGAGUGUUUUUUUAUUACCUGAAUCAGUGUGUUUAUCUAUAGAGCGUACUAUGAACAAAUUUUGGUGGGGAACAGGUGCGGAUCGUGGAAUACAUUGGAAGGCUUUGGAUAAAUUAUGUAUCCCUAAGAAAUAUGGAGGAUUAGGUUUUAAGGAUCUUCGUGCGUUUAAUCUGGCCAUGCUAGGGAAACAGGCAUGGAGAUUUCUUACUGAACCAACCACUUUGGUAGCAAGAAUUUAUAAGGCUCGAUAUUAUCCUACGACCACUUUUGUUGAUGCUACCAUAGGGAAUUGCCCAAGUUACUGCUGGCGAAGUAUUAUGGCCACCCAUGAUCUAGUCUGCGCCGGUGUGCACCGAAGAAUUGGAAACGGUAGGAAUACAUUGAUAUGGGGACACCCUUGGUUGUCUGAUGAUCCUAGUCCUUUGGUCCAAACACACAUGCCUGAUGAGUUAAGAGAAGCAUUAGUGAUUGGUCUGAUAGAUCAAAAUACGAAUACCUGGGAUCCACAUAUUCUCAAUGAUUUAUUUAUUCUUGAGGAUGCAGCCCGGAUUUCAAGAAUACCUGUAAGCCCAGAUUAUGAUGACACAUGGUAUUGGAUGGGGGACACACAAGGAAUAUACACGGUUAAGAAUGCCUACAGGCAUAUUAUGGGAGAUUAUUCUGAUAACCCAGGGGCUUUUGAUAAAUGGGUUACAUUAUGGAAGUUAAAAGUGCCACCCAAAUGGAAAACCUUUUUAUGGAGGGCUGUGUCUGGCAUACUCCCCACCACUGAUAAUUUGAUUAUUAAAAGAGUGGAGGUGGAUCCUAUAUGUCCGAUGUGUUGCUUUGCACAAGAGAAUAUUAUGCAUGCACUGAUUUUAUGUGAUUAUUCUAAAAUGGUUUGGAAUAUUUCGGGAUUACCUGUCACGAAUAUUCUAACUAAUCUAUUCCAAUCAUGGUUCGUAGGCGUGCUGAACUCGUUGACGGAAGGGCAAGUAAGGCUGGCCGUGGGAAUUUUAUACUAUUUAUGGCAUGCCCGGAAUUCGGCAGUAUGGGAGAAGACUUUGCCACGGCCUGCAUCCACGGUGAAGAGGGUGGUGAGGACCGAGGAGACGUUCACCAAGCUUGGACGCGCAACAUAUCAACCUCCUGCCACCGUGAUGCUUGAAGACGAUGCACAAAAUCGGCUGAGGUGUUUCUUCGAUGCUGGCUACAGACAUCACACAGGAGAAGCGACAUAUGGAGUUGUGCUACUCAAUCACGAUGGUGUUUUUGUGGCGGCCACGGCUGGAACACUCCCUGGUGGUUUUUCACCUAUUAUGGCGGAAGCUCUUGCGUGCAAGGAAGCCCUAUCAUGGCUUAAAGGGCGCGAUACACGGAUGGUUGAUCUACUCACAGAUUGCAUAGAGUUGCGAAACAUGAUACAAUCAAGAAGUACGGGAACUCGAUCUUAUGUUGGGGUCAUUGCUGACCAGUGCAGGACAUCUAUGUCGUUAUUUACAUAUUGCUCUUUAAAUUAUAUUUCCAGAGCUGUUAAUAUGCAUGCUCAUACACUAGCUUCGUUAGCAUUCGAUCAGGACCAGCCUAUGUAUUGGGACGUCGUCCCUCCUGACUCUAUUACUAUGUUCGUUCAUUAA